AUGUCCUCUGAGAUAGCAGAGAAAGGCAAAAUUCAGACGGUCUCUAUCGAUAAAACACCGAUUCCGGCAAAAAGCAACGUACACUAUGUCAACCGCAAUGGUGAUCGCACUCCGGAAUCCUUUGAUGAAGAGCUCAUCCCCGGCUAUGAUCCCACGCUGAUGCGAGCACGUGCAACGCUCAGCAGUGCAGAGGAAAAAAAGCUUCUACGACGAAUUGAUUGGCAUCUGAUACCACUCUUGGCCGUUAUGUAUAUGGUAAAAAGUGUGGAUUUCACCAAUGUCUCAUACGCCCGUAUUAUGGAUAAAGACACACCCCAUAACAUCUUGACAGAGUUGAAAAUGACUUCAGAUCAGUAUAAUCUGGUUACAACUAUACCGGAUGAGGUUGCUCCAAGGAUAGUUCUUGUCACUAUACUUGGGAACUUUAGUACUGUAAUCAGUGGCGUCCUUGCAUUUGCUUUUAAUGGUGUCAUCGCUGGUGGUCUAUCUGGAUGGAAAUGGCUGAUAUUAACGGAAGGAAUCUUCACGGUCUUACUGGGGAUCUUCACCUAUUUUUUCCUACCUGAUUUUCCUUCAACUGCAUCCUGGUUGUCCGAAAAAGAAAAGUCCUUUACUCAAGCCCGCUUACCGAGCAACUCUCCUCGAGCGGCGGAGGCUAACUUCAAUCUGCGCGAACUAAUAACAACAUUGAAGAACAAGCGGAUCUGGCUGUUCCUCUUCUGCUGGGCCUUCUUUACUAUUGGCACGACGGGACUGACAUUCUACCAACCAACAGUUAUUUCAAAUCUUGGAUUCACGUCCAUGGGUGAAGCCCAGCUUCUUAACAUCCCAUCUGCAGUCUUUGCAGUAAUAUUGACAGUCGCAUUCGGUAUCUUCGCAGAUAGCGGGCGUAUUCCUCAACCAGCCAUACCACUUGGAUUCAUGAUUGUCAUUCAAGCAUGCUAUGGCGUGCUGUAUGCCUUCCCAAACACCGGUGGUGUAUAUGCUGCAACAAUCGUAGCGGGAGGUUUCUCGACUGCAUGGUAUACAAUGAUGUGGCCCUGGCGAGUCCAGACAACCGAGGGCGCAACAGGAUCUGCCUUUGCAAUCGCAUUUGCGAAUAGUUACGGCCAGAUUGGAGGAGCCGUGGGAUCUCAGCUAUUUAAUUCUCGGUUUGCACCACGAUAUACAACCUCCUUUGGAAUUGCGAUGGGAUUUGUUGGUAUGGCUAUCAUUAUGAACCUCAUUACUUGGGGUUUUACCUGGCAGGUGGAUGUUGAUACCAGGAAACUAAAGAGCAUUCGACUUGCGGCGGCAAAAGAGAACCGGGCUGUUUUGGAUGAUGUUGAUAUUCAUUUCACCUUCCCCUCAACGGAGAAUGUCCGACAGCUUGAAGCUCCUACUGUUGUUUUCUUUGACAAAUUCCCUCAUUUCCACUCUUCCAACCCUGUACACAAUGGCAUUCGCACGCAGAUUAGCUAUCAUGCCUGGCGGCCUCGGUACGGACACGAGAUAAACACACGGACGAGAGCUAACUUCUCCACAGGCGGCCUGGGAUCAAGUAUAGGCCAAAAGCUGAGACAACAAGGUGCCCGUAUCGCCAUUCUCUAUGCACCAUUCGAAGCCGCACGUCGCGAUGAGCUCCUCGAAUCCGGGUACGGUGCAGGCGGCAAUCUAGAUGGCGUCCACACCUAUGAAUGCGACAUCACCUCGCCAGACUCUGUGCAGGCGGCCUUCAACUCUCUAGAGAAGCAAUUAAUUGACCCAACCACCUCUUCUUCAUCUGAAAGGGUUUUUCCAAGUAUCCUGAUCAACACAGCUGGAUAUGUAUCUCUCAGCGACAUGGAGAUAACACCCCCUGAAGAAACACUAAAGCAUCUCACGACUAACAUCUACGGCCCGAUGCUCUGCUCUCAGGCGUUUGCUCGACUCUAUUUCGCCGCAUCCAAGACCGCUGAAUCAUCGCCGAGUCCUCCACCGCCUGGAAGAAUCGUCAGUAUUUCAUCUCAGGCGGCACAUGCUGCGCUCCAUCGACAUGGCGCGUAUUGUGCCUCGAAAGCUGGACUCUUGGGUCUGACGCGCAGUAUGGCGUCUGAGUGGGCUGGUCGGGGUAUCACGGCUAACACUGUGUCUCCGACUGUAGCUUGGACUGAACUUGGGAGAAAGGCUUGGGGGGAGGCGAAUGUUCGCAAGGCCUUCUUGGCGAGUAUACCAACAGGCAAGUUUGCACUUCCAGAGGAAGUUGCUGAUUCUGUGCUGUUUCUUUGCCAGGAUUCUAGCGGCAUGAUCAAUGGUGCGGAUAUUAGAGUUGAUGGUGGUUUUACCGUUAGAUAA
This is a messenger RNA of Penicillium griseofulvum, 2313 nucleotides long. RefSeq names its product putative short-chain dehydrogenase/reductase. NCBI's taxonomy places the organism in Eukaryota, Fungi, Ascomycota, Eurotiomycetes, Eurotiales, Aspergillaceae. The record is from RefSeq and is a predicted model, not a curated record. Gene Ontology annotation, cellular component: membrane. The transcript is spliced from 9 exons. Gene Ontology annotation, biological process: transmembrane transport. Gene Ontology annotation, molecular function: transmembrane transporter activity; oxidoreductase activity. The coding region runs from base 1 to 2313 and encodes 770 amino acids.